UCGCAGUGCGUGACGGUGGUGUGCGGUCGCGCCGGCGUCGUUCUUCGCGCAUCGCGGGAUACAAAUUCAGCGGAGAGAUAAAAAAAACGAAAGCGGAGUAACGUGAGAGGGAGAAAGGGGAGAGACUGAGGGAAAACGGACAGUGUGUCGAGCGCGGUGGAACGCACAGUGUUCGGAACAAUACGCGCGUACGAGCUUCUUUCUUUUUUUUCUACUCCUUUCUCGGAGCAAGAACGUGAACCGACCAGUCUGAAGUUGUCCCGUGUACGCCGCGCCGGCGAUCUCGCGCCCGAGAAGCCCGCAGUGGUGUGAAAGUGGUGAUAAUCCGCGCAGUGUUCGAACGUCGCGGAUAUUUUCCUUUCGCGUCGGAGUCUUGGAUCUAUCCUGCGGCCUAUCCUCGUGAAUUCCUCCCUGCUCGUAAUCCUCUCUCGUGUGCGCGCGGCGAUUUGCGACUCGCAUCGGCACGGAGCAGCGAGCGAGCGAGCGAGGGAAAGAGAGCGGAGAGCUCCAAGAGACAGCGCGCGCGAGGAAGAGAGAGGAGCGCGUACACACUCUCUCUCUCCCUCUCUCUCUCUUUCUCUCCGUGGCGUCGCGCACCGGCGGUGCACCGCCGUCCGUCCGUCCACCUUUCGCGUUGCCGCGAGUGCACGGGAUAAAAUGGCGCUCGCCUUCGUCCGUGCACCUCUAUCGACCGUGACGAACUGUUCGACGGAAUCGCGCCGGCACCGUUCGCCGCAGCUUUUCUUCUUCUGAGAAUUUUGCGACGACGUCUUGUGCGCGCGUCGUCGUCCCCUGCACGUCCGUCGUCCUCGUCGUCGUUCGACGUCGGAGUAUAACCGUGCGCGCGGGGCAGCUCGUGUGUGUGCAAGUGCCAGAGAAUCAUCAGGAGCUAUCGGGAAGUACGGCGAUCUCGCGGAACGGCCGUGCCGAUCGGCGGAGUGGCGGAUCACGGAGAACGAGUCCCGGAGUGCCGCGUCUCUUCAGAUUCAUCACUUAUUGAAAUCGCUCGUUCGACAGUGAUUGAGAGCUCGGAAGUGAAGAAUGCGGCAAAACAAGGUCUAAAGUUGCAGAAUCACAUCGCCAUGUAAAACCAAUAAAGAAAUCGUUCUUCGCUGAUUAAGGCAAACUGCAACACUCGUAGAAGGGAAACGACAAGUAGAUGCACUUUGGGAUCUGCGAUAUCAAUUUACGCGCAUCACCAGAUUUACGACGAUAUCGUAUAUCGGAGAUCACCACCGAGUCGGAAAACGUCAUCGAGAAACGUGCAACGUUGAACGAGCGCAUUAGAAGAAUCCUCGAACUCGAGAAAAGCAGUCGUCUUGGGGCGAUAAGCUGGAGCAUAAGCGGGUGGCAGGGGAGGAGGUGGUGGUCGGUGGCGGUGGUGGUGGUGGCGGUGUUGACGAGGAGGGUGGAGGAAUUUGGCGGUGGCUGUUGCACGUCGUCGUCGGCGGUCGGCGUGACGCGCGAGAAGAAGAAGAAGACGAAGACGACGACGUCGGCGACGCGGAGCAAAGCGGAAUAUAGAGGAGGCAUGAAGAGGAGGCAAGAGUGACGACGCUGCCGUCGGUAUACUGCAUCCUCGCGCGGAUCGUGAGGGGACCGGCGGCCGUCUACCAGUGGGGCCACAACGAUAAGAAUGGCCCCCUUCAAUAUGGCGGGCGUAGCAGGCCUCUUAGCCACCUGCGCCGCCGUUGCUGCUUCCGCUGCCCACCUUCUGCCGUUGCUGCUGUUGCUAAUCUGCCCGCGAGGGACCCAAGCGGAACAAGUUGUUCUCUUGGAUACGACAACGGAGGAGAAACUCGAUUGGACGAGGUAUCCGUUCGGGCCUCAAGCUAACACUCCCGGCUGGGUGGAGGAAUCUUUCACAAACUUCGACAAGGGCAUCAAUUGGCGGAGUUACGUGGUGUGCGAUGUAGCAUACAACAAUGUGAACAAUUGGCUGUGGACGCCGUUCGUGGAGAGGGGUUCGGCGAAUCGCAUGUACAUAGAAAUCAAAUUCACGGUUCGCGACUGCUCGCUCUUCCCCGGGAAUGCUCUCAGCUGCAAGGAGACCUUUAGUUUGCUCUACUAUGAGUUUGAUGCUGCCACCAAGGAGCCACCUCCGUGGGAGCCAGACAGUUAUAAACUCAUUGGUCGCAUAGCCGCUGGCGAGGGUAGGUUUAACACGAAUUCUGAGGUGGUGAUAAACACGGAGGUGAAGUCGAUUCCUGUGACGAAGAAGGGUGUCUAUUUCGCUUUCCGCGACCAGGGCGCCUGCAUAUCUAUUCUAGCCAUUAAGGUGUAUUACAUCAGCUGUCCCGAGAUCUCGGUGAACUUUGCCCAUUUCCCGGCCACGCCGACCGGUCGCGAGGUUACGCUCAUCGAGCAAACAGUCGGCACUUGUGUCGCAAACGCUGUGAAAAUCGACCAACCGACCUUCCUCUGCAAGGGAGAUGGCAAGUGGUACCUUCCGUCGGGUGGUUGCCACUGCAAGCCUGGUUAUCAGGCCGACGUGGAUAAGCAAGAGUGUAAGGAGUGCCCGAUAGGCAAAUUCAAGCAUGAAGCGGGCUCUCAUAUCUGCGAAGCAUGUCCAGAGCACAGCAAGGCUUCCGAUUACGGCUUCACGGAGUGCCGUUGCGAUCCUGGCUAUUAUCGAGCGGAGAAGGAUCCCAAGAAGAUGCCUUGCACGCAACCACCUUCGGCACCGCAGAACCUGACCGUCAACUUCGUCGAUCAGUCGACGGUGAUCCUCUCCUGGAACGCGCCGCACAUGCAGGGUGGCAGGGUGGACACGACUUAUAGAGUGGUUUGCGAUGCUUGCAGCAUGGGUGUCAAGUACAUUCCCAAUACCGAGAUCUUUAACGACACGAAGAUCACGAUAACCGGUCUGAACGCGGUGACCACUUAUCGCUUCCAAGUGUUCGCCGAGAAUGGCGUGUCGUCGUUGGUAGGCAAGUCGGAAUACGUGGACAUCACCGUUACAACGGAGGCGAGUGUACCGAGCCUAGUGAGCAACGUCAGGAUUACGAGCGUCAAGAGCUCGGAGCUGAGUAUCAGCUGGGAUGCGCCGAUCAUCGAAGUCGGCGGGGACAGCGAUCUCGUCGAGAGAUACGAAGUGAGGUGUUACCCGCGCUACGACGACGCUACUAAUGCAACCGUCAUUCAAACGUCCGAGCUGUCCGCCACGUUCAAGGGCCUGAAACCUUCCACGGAUUACGCGAUACAGGUUCGCGCUAAGACAACCCGCGGCUGGGGCGAGUACACGCCGGUAGUAUUUAAGAAGACGCCUCACGCCAUGGGUUUAGAUUACGUCGGGGAGGAGGAUAACAUGCAAGUCAGAAUAAUCGCAGGAGCGAUUGUCGCUGUAGUUGUGCUUCUCGUGAUCAUCAUUAUCAUGACCGUUCUGAUUCUUAGAAGCAGGGCCUCGGACGAGUGUAACAAGAAGCAGCCUAGCGAUUGCGAUACGCUGGAGUACAGGAACGGCGAAGGACUAGUUGUGACCUACAUGCACUGCAAAAUGGACAGUUCACCGAUUGUGACAACCCAUACGAACAACAAGAGCAAGUCCUCGCUGACCACGCCGCUGUUCACACCUGCAGUGGGAGUCGCAGCGGCAGGCGCAGGCGGCGCGGGCGGUGCAAGUGCGAGAAGCUACGUGGAUCCUCACACCUACGAAGACCCGAAUCAGGCUGUACGAGAGUUCGCCCGCGAGAUUGACGCCGGAUACAUAACGAUAGAAGCCAUCAUAGGUGGCGGAGAAUUUGGCGACGUUUGCCGAGGGAAGCUAAAAUUACCUCCUGACGGACGGACGGAAAUAGAUGUAGCUAUAAAGACCUUGAAACCGGGAUCUGCGGAUAAAGCCCGUAACGAUUUCCUGACGGAGGCGUCGAUAAUGGGCCAGUUCGAACAUCCCAACGUGAUAUUCCUGCAAGGCGUCGUGACGAAGAGUAAUCCGGUGAUGAUCAUCACAGAGUUCAUGGAGAACGGCAGCCUGGACACGUUCUUACGUGCGAACGACGCCAAGUUCCAAGUACUCCAGUUGGUGGGCAUGCUACGCGGCAUCGCUAGCGGUAUGCAAUACCUCGCGGAGAUGAAUUACGUGCAUCGUGAUCUCGCCGCGAGGAACGUGCUGGUGAACGCCGCCUUGGUCUGCAAGAUCGCCGACUUUGGACUUAGUAGGGAAAUCGAAAGUGCUACGGAAGGAGCUUAUACGACCAGGGGCGGCAAAAUUCCGGUACGGUGGACUGCACCAGAAGCAAUAGCUUUCCGUAAAUUCACGAGUGCCUCCGACGUCUGGAGCAUGGGCAUCGUGUGCUGGGAAGUGAUGUCGUACGGCGAGAGACCAUACUGGAACUGGUCGAAUCAAGAUGUGAUAAAGUCGAUCGAGAAGGGUUACAGGCUUCCAGCGCCGAUGGACUGUCCGGAGGCCAUCUACCAGCUGAUGCUCGAUUGCUGGCAGAAGGAGCGCACGCAUCGGCCGACUUUCGCCAAUCUCACGCAAACCUUGGACAAGCUCAUACGAAGCCCGGACACGCUUAGAAAAAUCGCUCAGAACAGGGGCACCAAUCCACUGGCGCCGGACGCAGUGGAUCUGACACAAUUGACCUCCGUCAGCGAGUGGCUGGCUUCUAUCAAAAUGUCGCGGUACGCGGAGAGCUUUGAGCGGGCAGGCGUGACGACGUUGGAGGCGGCGGCCCGCGUCACCGUCCAGGAGCUCACGGCUCUCGGUAUCACGCUUGUGGGACACCAGAAGAAGAUCAUGAACAGUGUGACGGCAUUGCGGGCGCAGAUGUCCGCCACUUCGCAGGGUUUCCUUGUGUAACUUGUGAUCGCGGUUUCCUUCGAAUAAUCCUGCGAGCGAGACACACACGUGAACGUUGGAAAACUGAAUGAACGACACGCGGAAACUAUUUCCUGUGAACUUGGCGAACAGUUGCAUCGUUUUAACGCGCCCCGAUAUGCGUUUUAUUGUCCCCUUUCCCCACGUCUCGAGGAGAGAGCGAACUGCGGAAAAACUGCGACGGUCUGCGUGUUAGCCAGGACUCGUGAUUACCUAGUCAGAGCAACGAUGUCCUCGGAAGAGCUAUCUAUUCGCGCACAGGCAAAUAGUGUCUCGAAUUAUCCGAUCGCCGAUCGAUCGAUUGAGGUGACUUUUUCACAGGCAGUGACACGCGAACGUCGUCUCGCCUUAACCGAGAGAUUUUGAGCAAUCACAACUGCAGACAUUCCAUGUCAGCGAAAGGAUUUCGUCCUUCGUAUUUACGACUCCCUCUCAGAACGGGAAGAAAAACGAGUGAGGAGAGGGGGAGGGAGAGAAAGUGUAAGGACCAUUUGUCACGUCGCAUCUAAGCAACACGUACAACGACUCAUUAAACUCGUAGAAAGGUACUGCGAGAUUUUCGCAUAACGAAUACUUAUAAGUAUCGAAGAAAUCGCCGUUUAAGUAUUAUGAGCGUUAUGAGAACGCGUAAUAUUGUUCACGGCACUCGUCUAGGCAGGACGUCCUGACAGGUAGUCUCGAAAGGCUCUCAACGGGAUCAACGUAACAUACCGAAGGACUGCCUUACGCGAACAACAAGCGCCGAUUCGGGUUUUUCGUUUGCCAGAGCGUUUCACGUACCGAUCUACCCAAAGAUAAUGGAGAUAAACGAGCCAUCCUUACGUAAUCACUGCCGUAAUUAAAUUCGUAUUGAAUAUUUUAUCGUGCAACGAGUGCUUUCCUUUUAAUUUCAUGGAAAAGCAAUAAUUUUUCGCCUCCUUCGAAGAUUUUCAUCGAAACUUUUAGUUGAUUUUUAUACUUGUUUCGCUAUUCAUCGUGUUUGCGACAUCUUGUACUGGAUGGUAAGUUUUUAACAAUACACGUAUCCGCAAUACAGAGAGCGUUAAAACGGCAAAAAGUCUACACACGGCCUAAAUGUCCAAACUACCGUCUACUGCUGGGCUUUUUUUUUAAAGCGUAUUAAAAUCGCGUCAUCUUGUAAUGGUCGAUAAUAAUAAUAAUAAUAUAUGCCUGAUAAAGGAAAAUGACGAUCCAUAGAAGUAGAAAACUGUAUAACGAAUUGUACCAAAAAUGGACCGUAAAAUAGUUUUCAGGAUUCCAUCGAUAGCGUGAUAACAAUGUAGUUUCACACACAUUAUUUCGUCAACACGUAGGAUAAUGUAUUACGUACACCACGAUAUCAAGUGUACCUCGAGGAAGCGCACGAUCGACAGACAGAGAGAGAGAGAGAGAGAGAGAGAGAGGGAAUUAUGAGUGUGAGUGAUACGAUAUUAGCAAUUCCAUUACGAAAAACCAUUACGAGAAACAAUGAAAGACAAUUCUUGCCUUUGCGUUACCUAUAAGAGUGUCGUAUACGCCAAUCUAUACAGGUGUACUUUUUAAUUAUAACAAGAGAAACCACGAAACGAACAAAAUGGACAUGUGCCAACGCGAGUGUGCAAGAGUUAUUAUAUUAUAGCGCGGACGAAAAUGAGAGAGAGAGAGAGAGAGAGAGAGAGAGAAUGUAUGAAUGCGAGUGUGCGAGUGACGUUGCAUCGGUGAGUAACGAAAAAAAAAGAGUCUAUCCUGCCCUUCGCGCUAUAUUUGUAUGUACACAAGCGUGCGAUUACGAAACUAUUCUAUACACGUAUAAAAAUGCAUACCAUAUUAGAAAUACGUGGGAACGUAUGAUCAGAAAGGGACGGAAACGGGAGAAGACUUUAUUGGCAGAGAAAUCGCUUUUAAUGAAAAACCGCGCAGAAAGUACUGUCCGCGUCGAAAAGCAGAGAGAGCGAUGCAACACGAAAAAAAAAAUUUCAAACGCGUCCCUUAAUAGUAGCAAUGCGUCAACAUAUCAACAUUAUUCAGAAUGAAAUGCGAGUGCAAUGAAAUAUCUGCGUACACCGUUAUUCGAGUACGAGUUGAGGCAAGUACCGAGGUAACGAUCGAGAAUCGAUUUUUCUCUCGGGUUUUAGGCCAAGUGGCUGAAACAAAAAAUCGACCAAGAAAGAAAAAGAGCACAAAGUGAACGUAAAGUCGUAGAGUACACGCGGAAAAGAAAGAAACGUGUGCGACAAUGCAAAACCGAUCGCUGCUCAUUACAGGAGUAUACUCAUCGCCAUACUUUUUGAUUUUCAUAUCCUAGUAGAAGAAUCACCUUGCGAAGCAACGUCCAUUUCAAUACUUGCGUAAUAGGAGUUUGGUUUUGUCUUUUUUCUUUUUUUAGAAAAUAUGAAAGAGAGCAAGAGAGAGAGAGAGAGAAAGGAAGGCUCAUUACAUCGGCGUCCGCUAAUUAGUCCGCUUUAUCAUUACAGAGACCGUCUUUUUGAAAUGCAUACCCGAAAUAUACAUGUUCAACGAUUUAUUCGUAAAGAAACUAACUGGAUAGCGCGCAAAUAUAUAUACAUGUACAGAAGUGUUACGCUUAAGAUCAAGGAUGGUUUCGACGUUUACAAGUCCACUGCGGGCCACGGUAAAACAUGUUUCAUUUUCUAAUUUAACGAUUUGAUACUGGUAAUGUUAUAAUCGAUAAUGUCGUAGUGACGACUAAUUGGAAUAAGAGCAAAGGGCGCGAAGAGGUGAGAGAUUUUGCGCAUAACGGGAAUAGUAAUGAGAUAGGGCGAAUAUCUUAUUUUGCCUUAUUUUGCCUUAUUUUGCAAUCGAUUAAUUUUUAAAUAAUCAAACGAUAAUUUAGAACGAUUAGUUUUCCUUUCAUCUCGAGAUGUCUCGAUUUUAUCUUAUAAACGACACAUUACUUGAAGUCAUAUAUAUACCGAACAUGCGAAAAAUGCCGGAAUAUGUAUACCUGGUGUCUUUCGAUUCGCCGUGCUUCCUUCUAUAUUUGUUUAAGGAUAAAAGUGGGAAAACUGAAAGGAAAAAAAGAGCAAAAAGAGAGAGAGAGAGUGGGAGAAGGCUGCACGGCGAGAGCAAAAUCUCUCUUAGAGAGAACAAGAGAAAGAAAGCUACAGAAACAUGGCGACGAUUUAAGAAGCAAUAAGUGAAUACAUGCAAAUGCAGAUUUUUAUAUAGAGAAUGUUAAUAAAUUUCGAAAGAUAUUAAUUAUCGAUAGUGCUAUCUUCCUAAAUGUUCGUAUUAAAGAUUGAAUGAAAAAGAAUACUAUAAAACGACAAAAUGAUGAGAUUGCGCUUAGGUCCCGGUCAAGAGAACAGAAAGGACGAAGAACAAUCGUACACCAAAAUUCUGUUCGCGAUGCAAUCGAUCGUGAUAAAAUAGAUCUGUCCUAUUUGCCUGCGCUAAACUACAAACUGCGAUGAGAUCGGUUACGAUUCCGAAUAAAGAAGCAUUAAAGUACAGACGAUGAGAAAUUCGACGGUAGUUUACUGCAGAUAGAAAGAACAAAUCUAAUCUGUUCCGUCGGGACUCUGUGAAUGUGUGUGCGUGGAAAGCAUCUUAAGAACUUUCACACUGGAACUAUCUGUGUUUUAGCGGCAAUUCUGCGAGUACGCGACCUGAAAUUUCGAGGAUAUUGUUGAUUUCUGAUAAAACGAUAUAUUUAGAUUUCAUAAAGCUUUAGCAAUAUCACACACACAUACAUGUGUGCAUGCGCGUAUAUGUAACGCACGCGUUAUACAUACAUACACACACAUACAUACAUACACACAAAACACGAAAGAAUGAGAGAGAGAAAGAGAGAGAGAGAGAGAGAGAAAGAAAGAAAAAUCGGCAAAACUAAACCCCAAGGACGUAUCAGUUGAGAAUGAAAAAGUAUCUCGCGUAUUUAUCUUUUAUUUUGCGUUCUUUACUCUUUCCUCUUCCUUUCGGUCGAAAAGAUAUAAUUUUAUAAGUGUCACAAGUCAAGCUUAUUUUUAAGGGAAGAAGAGAGGCAAGAGUACGCGUUAUACUUUUCGAAGCUUUGUGAUCGUACUUCGUGUUACAUAUAUAUAUAUUUUUGGGUCGCUUGUAUACGUGUGCAAAACCUUAUUUAAGAGUGUGAGAUCGACUAAGUAGAGAGUGGAAGGAGAAAGCUUGCGAAAUCAAAAUUGCUUCAAUUCGUACGCGAAUAUCCUUGUUACGGCGAACAAGUUUUGUUCUUUUCCUCUUUAUUUUUUUUCGAUUAUGGUAUAAAGAGGAACUGAGAACGAUAGAAAUAAUUCUAAAGUGAAUUGUUUUAAACCGCUUCUCGCAUUUGUCUUAAUUCUUUAAUUCAUUUUAUAGUGCAUUUGUACUACUAUUUAUUAAAAAAAAAGAAUAUUUAUUGUUUAAAGAUCUGAUAAAACUGCAAAACGUUUUAGUUAUAUUAUAAUAAGUUAUCUCAAUUACUAUUUAGCAAUAAAAUUAUAAAACAGAACGUCCUUUUCCUUAUUUCUGAAAAUUUCGUCGUGUAAAAUUCUGUCAUGUAAAAAAAAAGUAAUAUAGCAAAUUACAGCUAUAGUGAUAAAUACGAUUGUUGUAUCAAAUUUGUAUGCAGCUAUUAUGUUAUAUUUAGUUAAGCGUUUUAAUUACAUGACAUUUAUCAGCACAUUGUUUUCGAUUCUUAUUUACUGUAAUUCUUUUUAGGGAAUUUUUAUCAAAGUACCUGGUUCGAAAAAAACGAAAACAAAACGACGAUGAAAAUCUAGGGAGAAAAGCAAAAAGCAUUACAGGUACCGUCCCAUUAUUAUACAUAAGUCAUACAGAUUUGCGCCCCUUUUUCAAACAUAAAACAUACACUCACCACACAGAACAUACAUACACAGGCAUCGUACAUCAUACAUACAUUCGAUAAUUUAUAUACACUCUCACUAAGCUGAGUUUUCAUGAAAAUUGAUUAAGCGAAUCGCCUCCGUGUGUCUUCGAUCAUUAUAUAAAGGAAAACGUAAAAAUCUCAAGCAAAAAGUUACUGUCGACAAAUUUUGGAAUAUGUCUAAAACGUUUUUCCUAUGGUGUUGUCAAGACGAUGUUGAAUGUACAUAAGAUAUAAUAAAUAAUAUACCUUAUACAAUGUAA
Molecule: messenger RNA, 9904 nt
Organism: Ooceraea biroi (clonal raider ant)
Lineage: Eukaryota; Metazoa; Arthropoda; Insecta; Hymenoptera; Formicidae
Gene: Eph
Product: Eph receptor tyrosine kinase
Biological process (GO): axon guidance; protein phosphorylation; ephrin receptor signaling pathway
Cellular component (GO): plasma membrane; dendrite
Molecular function (GO): transmembrane-ephrin receptor activity; protein binding; ATP binding
Source: RefSeq, a predicted model, not a curated record